Molecule: messenger RNA, 646 nt
Organism: Cyclopterus lumpus (lumpfish)
Lineage: Eukaryota; Metazoa; Chordata; Actinopteri; Perciformes; Cyclopteridae
Product: serrate RNA effector molecule homolog
Exons: 3
Coding region: 92-646 (184 amino acids)
Source: RefSeq, a predicted model, not a curated record
UAUUUUACUGAAUUGACUCUCCUUUUUCCUCCCUCUCUCUGGCCUGGUCUGGGCUUGUCCUCUCCAUCUACAAUGACCUUCUCCAUCUACAAUGACCUUCUACAUCGGCAAUGACCUUCUACAUCGAUUGGCUACCAUGACAACAGAGGCAAGUGCAGUGAGCGAGGCAGACACUGAGGGUAAGCAGAAGGCCAGUGGCGCCGAGCCCGAGCCCGAACCCGAGCAGAAGCCGGCGGCGGCAGCGUCCGAACCGGAAGGGGAGCAGUCGAGCAAGAAGGCCCAGGAGCAGGCAUCUGAGCCUGGGCCCGCUGACGUCGCUACCUCCCCUGAGGAGGAGCAGCUGAAGCCUCGUACCCGGACCUCUGCUGGCAAAGGCCUGUCUCGCCUCUUCUCCUCCUUCCUUAAACGGCGCUCACAGGGCUCUGAGGGAGAAGGGUUCGAGGCAGAGAAAGCUGCGGAGGAAAAGGCGGACAAAGAGGAAAAAGCUGAAACGCCCGAAGAGGAAAAGAACGAAGAUGUGAAAAGUGAAGAGAAGGAGGCAAAAGCAGAGGAAGAAAAACCCGAGGUAAAAGAAGUGAAAAAGAAGGAAGAAAAAGAACAAAAAGAGAAACAAGAAGAAAAGGUUGAGAAGAGGGCCAGCUCCUGA